AUGACCUCCCUCCACGCCCUCCUUCUCCUCUCAGACUCCGCCCUUCCGCUAGGAUCCUUCGCCUUCUCCUCAGGACUAGAGUCCUUUCUAGCACACAACAAUCACAGCUCCCUCCACUCCAACACGAUCCUCAAAACUACCGCAUUCUCCCAGUUCCUCACAGAAUCAAUCUCAAACAUCACCACGACUAGUUUGCCAUAUGUACUGGCCGCCUAUCAUAAUACUACGACCCUCCAGGAACUGGACAAUGAUCUCGAUGCAAGUUCUCCAUGUACCGUGGCUCGACGAGCAAGUAUCACGCAAGGGAGAGCAUUACUUGCGAUUUGGGAACGAGCACUUUCUCCUGCCGCCUUGCAAGGAAAAGGGGUUAAUAUUACAGAAUUCGCAAACUCGAUGAAAACUCCUAUCAAAGAUCGAUUUGGAAUGCUGCCCCAAGCGCAUUUUGCUCCACUUUUCGGCGCUGUGUGUGCGGCGCUAGGUCUCGCAGAACAUGAAACUUGCUAUCUAUUCUUGCUCAACCAUGCGAAGACGGUUUUGAGUGCGGGAGUAAGAGCGAGUGUUAUGGGCCCGUAUYAGAGUCAGGCUAUGCUUGCUAGUGCGGAGUUGAAGGGGUGUAUUUGUCUUUGUAUUGAGCAGGAAUUGGAGCGAGGAGAGGCAGUGUAUGCGGUGGAUGGAGCAGCUGUUACGGUUCCGAUGAUGGACCUUUGGAUGGGGAGACACGAGCUGUUGUAUUCGAGAAUCUUCAAUUCAUGA
Ramularia collo-cygni is the source of this 753-nucleotide messenger RNA. RefSeq lists its product as uncharacterized. NCBI's taxonomy places the organism in Eukaryota, Fungi, Ascomycota, Dothideomycetes, Mycosphaerellales, Mycosphaerellaceae. The coding region runs from base 1 to 753 and encodes 250 amino acids. Gene Ontology annotation, molecular function: nickel cation binding. The transcript has a single exon. The record is from RefSeq and is a predicted model, not a curated record.